Messenger RNA from Gopherus flavomarginatus (Mexican gopher tortoise), 1163 nucleotides. RefSeq names its product tRNA splicing endonuclease subunit 34 (gene TSEN34). Gene Ontology annotation, molecular function: tRNA-intron lyase activity; nucleic acid binding. Gene Ontology annotation, biological process: tRNA splicing, via endonucleolytic cleavage and ligation; tRNA-type intron splice site recognition and cleavage. Gene Ontology annotation, cellular component: tRNA-intron endonuclease complex. The transcript has 4 exons. The record is from RefSeq and is a predicted model, not a curated record. Bases 16 to 1050 code for a protein of 344 amino acids. Lineage: Eukaryota; Metazoa; Chordata; Testudines; Testudinidae.
GCCUAGUCCCAGGGCAUGCUGGGAUUGUGGCGCCCCCUGCCCCAGGGCAUGCUGGGAUUGUGGUGUCCUGCCCCAGAAGUAGCUGCAUCUCAGCCCUGGGCGAGGGGUCCCCGUAUAACCAGCCCCUGCGCCCUGCCCCAAAGGGGCCACAUCCCCCAUUCUCACUGCUCCCCUCCCUGCAGCUGCCGCAGCGCCAUGAUACGGAUCCACGUGCUGGAGGGGGCGGCUCUGGUGUGGAGCGCGGAGGACGCCCGGGAGAUCCGUGAGCGGUUCCGGCUGGUGGGGACCCUGGUGGGGGCACUGGCCCGCAAGCCACGGCAGAACGCGCGCCUGGGCCUCCCCCUGCAGCUGCUCCCCGAGGAGGCCCGGCUGCUUGCUGAGCUGGGCGCAGCCGUCUUGGUGAGGGGCACCGAGACCCAGCCCCCGGCGGAGGGGGAGGAACUGACCCAGGAAUCCGAGGUGGAGGCCUACCAGCGGGAGCUGGAGGAGAGCUACCAAGAGCAGCAGCGCCUGGCUGGGGCAGAGAGGGGGGCCCUGCUGGCCCGGCUGGCCGAGCACAUUGCCCAGGGCCGAGCCCGCCGCAGAGAGCAGCGCGGGGAGAUGCCAGACACGGUGGAGGAUUCGGGACUCCUGGAUUUGCCCUUCGUCCUGCCCCGCGACUCCAUGAUGGUCCAGCUGCCUACAGCGCGGUGGCGCCCAGGGCGGGUUGAGCAGGUGGACUGGACCUCCCCUUCCCCGGACUGGCCUCACGCUGGCCGCCCAGCCCACGAGGCCCGGUACCGCGUCUUCCGCGAGCUGUGGGGCAGGGGCUACUACCUGUCCGGAGGAAGCAAGUUUGGGGGAGACUUCCUUGUAUACCCAGGUGACCCCCUGCGGUUCCAUGCCCACUAUAUCGCGCUGUGCUGCCCCCCGGAGGCCCCUCUCCCGCUCCACGCCCUGGUGGCUGCCACCCGCCUGGGCACCAGCGUCAAGAAGACCCUGCUGCUCUGCUCACCAGGCGCGGGCGGCGCCCUCGCAUUCACCUCCCUGCAAUGGAGCGGGCUCCAGUGACACCCGCGGGGACAGCCGGGAACUGGGGGGCACAAUCCGCUCCCAACCAGGCACGGAGCACCCCUCCCCCGGGGCGCUGCUGGGAGUGUCUGCCGGCGUGGGGGAGCCCAGGG